CAUGCAAACUGUCUCACUCUCGCCAGAUUGUCCACUUCGGCGCAGGCACGGGAGGCUUGUUUUCCACAUUACUGUCUCUACUUUGCACCUGCCUUUCAGAUUACCUCCGGGAAUCUGUGGGAGGAGCUGAGAGGGUGGAAAAUGUUGCUUCGCUUUGCAAAAGGAAGAAAACUUUGUCACCCAGCGGGAGACCUCUGCCAUGCGUAACCCGGAGAGACACCAGAACCAGGACAGCCUCUGGCUUUGAUUUUGCACCGCUGAGCCCGUAAGGAGGAAGAGGACACGUAAACUCCGCGCUCACGCCGACCGCCAUCCGUGCCCAGUGGCGGCGGCCCGAGGUACCUGCGCCACCUUCCUUCCCUCCCCGGGGAAGUCCCCACGCGGUGUCUUCGGGUGGAAGGAUAAUAAUAAAGAGCGCGCGGCUCGAGGCCGACAGCAGGGGCCGGGCUAGGAAGGAGAGAACCGAAUUGCAGGAACGAGUCACCCGGAAUUAACUUCUGGUUAAAGUUAUGGGAAGCGCGGCCAUGGACACCAAGAAGAAGAAAGAUGUUUCCAGCCCUGGUGGGAGCAGUGGCAAAAAAAACCCCAGCCAGAAGAGGCGUUCGCUGCGAGUGCACAUCCCGGACCUGAGUUCCUUUGCCAUGCCGCUCCUGGACGGAGACCUGGAGAGCUCAGAAAAGCAUUCUUCUCGUAAGGUGGACAGCCCCUGCAGCUCGGGCAGCCCCUCCAAAGGGUUCUUCUCUAGAGGCCCCCAGCACCGGCCCUCCAGCCCUGUGUCUGCUCCCGUGAGGCCCAAGACCAGCCCUGGCUCUCCCAAAACCGUAUUCCCAUUCUCCUACCAGGAGUCCCCACCCCGCUCCCCACGCCGAAUGAGCUUCAGUGGGAUCUUUCGCUCUUCAUCCAAAGAAUCUUCCCCCAACUCCAACCCGUCUACCUCACCCGGGGGCAUCAGGUUCUUCUCCCGCUCCAGAAAAACUUCAGGCCUCUCUUCCUCUCCGUCCACACCCACCCAGGUGGCCAAGCAGCACACCUUUCCUCUUGAAUCCUACAAGCACGAGCCUGAGCGACUGGAAAAUCGCAUCUAUGCCUCGUCUUCCCCUCCGGACACAGGCCAGAGGUACUGCCCGUCCUCCUUCCAGAGCGUGGCCAGGCCUCCAGCAGCAUCACCGACACACUAUGCUUCCCCCAGAACCGCGGCGCUGGCGGCGGCCCCGGGACCCGCGGAAGCCGGCAUGCUGGAGAAAUUCGAGUUGGAAGAAGAAGCAGAAGACUCAGAAAGUGGUGUUUACAUGCGCUUCAUGAGGUCACACAAGUGUUACGACAUCGUUCCCACCAGUUCAAAGCUUGUGGUCUUUGAUACUACAUUACAAGUGAAAAAGGCUUUCUUUGCCUUAGUAGCCAAUGGUGUUCGAGCAGCGCCACUGUGGGAGAGUAAGAAACAAAGCUUUGUAGGAAUGCUAACAAUUACAGAUUUCAUAAAUAUACUACAUAGAUACUAUAAGUCACCCAUGGUACAGAUUUAUGAAUUAGAGGAACAUAAGAUUGAAACAUGGAGGGAGCUUUAUUUACAAGAAACAUUUAAGCCUUUAGUGAAUAUAUCUCCAGACGCAAGCCUCUUCGAUGCUGUAUACUCGUUGAUCAAAAAUAAAAUCCACAGAUUGCCAGUUAUUGACCCUAUCAGUGGGAAUGCACUUUAUAUACUUACCCACAAAAGAAUCCUCAAGUUCCUCCAGCUUUUUAUGUCUGAUAUGCCAAAGCCUGCCUUCAUGAAGCAGAACCUGGAUGCCCUUGGAAUUGGGACCUAUCACAACAUCGCCUUCAUCCACCCGGACACUCCCAUCAUCAAAGCCUUGAACGUCUUUGUAGAGAGACGAGUGUCGGCCUUGCCUGUGGUGGAUGAGUCAGGAAAAGUUGUAGAUAUUUAUUCCAAAUUUGAUGUAAUUAACCUUGCUGCUGAAAAAACCUACAAUAACCUAGAUAUCACAGUGACCCAGGCCCUUCAGCACCGCUCUCAGUAUUUCGAGGGUGUCGUGAAGUGCAGUAAGCUGGAAAUCCUGGAGACCAUCGUGGACAGAAUAGUGCGGGCUGAGGUGCAUCGGCUGGUGGUCGUGAACGAAGCAGAUAGCAUCGUGGGUAUCAUCUCCCUGUCGGACAUCCUGCAAGCGCUGAUCCUCACGCCCGCAGGUGCCAAACAGAAGGAGGCGGAAGCAGAAUGACCACUGUGAGUGGAGAAGCCCUUGGAGGAGAACCUGAACAGAGAUUCUGGGUCACGCUUUGCCUCAUGAACACUGACCGUGACAGAAGACAGUCGAAUGGCUAAGAAUGUAUAUCAGGGUUUAGUGAUGGGUUAUUUUUUCCAGUGAUAUUGAAACUGAGCAUAAGAAACAGUUUAUGUGUUUGAAGAUUCAGGCUUGCAUUAAAAGACUAUUUUCAGACCUUUGUCUGAACGAUUUCAAAUGCUGUAUGUUAUUAAAGUGCACUGUGUCCUGAAAUUUUUAUUACUUUUCAUUUCAAAGAAUUCACUGGUCUGUAACAGGUAAUAUGACAUAAGGCGAGUGCAUGGCCUCUUCAGACCUAGUGCCUUAUGUCAGAACACGCGAUACGUCAUCACCGCGGCCCAUGGCAGCUGGAACCACACGGUGCUGGGGCGUGAAAGUCUGUGGACCUUUACCAAAUCAGUUUGUUUUCAUUAGAUUUGUUGAACAGUUGUAAUUUGGAUAUAAAUAAUUACUUUAUAAAACUUUAAUGACAGUUUUAUGUUUGUCUGUUCUGAACUAUGAUGUAAACAAAACUGCUCUACAACAGCUUUAUUUAUUUUUACUUUCAUGCAAUUUUUUACACAUCGUGGUGGGGAAGCUUCACCGUACCCAUUAAUAAACCAUUGGUUGGUAUUUUUAAAUGGCAAAUUUCUCAUUUAAGUUUGGAUCUGGAGAGGAUAGGACUUCUAAAAUAGCCACUGUUAGGUUUUAAAAGCUGAAGUGUCUGAAAGCACGUGUGGAGACUGGAAACAGGCAGCGGUUAUGAGGAAACAAAAGUGCCGGGAAGAUGUCUAUUUUUUUCUUGUGUAUUGAAAUGUAAAAUCAUGAUGUUUGUAUGACUGCUGAUGCGACUGUUUUUGUAAAUUUUAUUGUGGCAUAUACAGUAUUGUCAUAUGGUUGAAAAGAAACACAAUGUUUCCUAAUGUAAGUGCUCUGAAAAUGUCGACACUGUAUAUAUAUAUAUAUAUAUAUAUACACACACACAUAUAUAUAUAUGAGCAUAGUUUGAUUUUUUUUGUUUUGGGUUUUUUUGGCAGAUUGAAAAAUUAAAAUAAAUCUUAUU
Molecule: messenger RNA, 3321 nt
Organism: Zalophus californianus (California sea lion)
Lineage: Eukaryota; Metazoa; Chordata; Mammalia; Carnivora; Otariidae
Gene: PRKAG2
Product: protein kinase AMP-activated non-catalytic subunit gamma 2
Exons: 16
Coding region: 510-2216 (568 amino acids)
Source: RefSeq, a predicted model, not a curated record